Messenger RNA from Aegilops tauschii subsp. strangulata, 1353 nucleotides. Lineage: Eukaryota; Viridiplantae; Streptophyta; Magnoliopsida; Poales; Poaceae. The record is from RefSeq and is a predicted model, not a curated record.
AUGUGUCUGCUUUGUGUCUGCGCCAACCCAUUUGCGGCAGAAAUGCGUCGGCGCAGACGCGAAACGGACGCCUCACGCGCCUUCUUGGUGUCCGCCUUAUCCCCAUCUGGCGGCCGUCCAACUACCGGGCACAAGGAGGCUAGGCGGCGCGACGUCCGCGACGUCUCGCAUGGCUCCCCGCCGCCGCCCCUCAUCGUUCGCGACGAGGACCAGGCGGCCCUGACGGCUGUCCUCCGGGAGAGCGAGGAGGAGGAGCAACACAGAGAGGAGGAUGAGGCGACGUACGAGGCGCGCAUGGCGGAGGCCAUGGCGUUGUCCAUAGUCGGCGACUGCCGCGCCGACGAUCUGGAUGGAGCGACGGAGGCGCAGGAGCGCGCCUAUCUCGAGCAAUGGCACCAGCGAAGGCUGGUCGAGGAGCGCCGCGAGGGCGAGUACCUUGAGCAGCUGGAGUGCGACGCCGAGGAGGAGGCGCGCCGUGCCCAGCCACCGGCGGACGACGUCGCCACCGCCUGGAACACGGCGUUCCCUUGGGCCGGCCCUGCGCCGACGCUGAUCGACCUCACCGGCCCCGACGAUGACGACCCUGCGGCCACUACGCCGGACCGCCCUCGCCGCGACGCCCUCCCGCCCUACGCCAACCCCGGUGAACGUCGCCCCGUCACCGUUGCCGAAUCGCCUCCUCGUCCCAUCCCCACCGGUCGCCAUCGCGCCUCGACGCCGCCCCGCUGUGGUCGCCGUCACCCCGCCGCCCGGACCCCCUCGCCGGACUGCCUCCCCAUCGCCUGUCUCCCACCGCCGCCGCCUGAGGCCCCGACGACGGCGCCGCUCUCCCCGUCGCCCCGCCUCGCUGGACGCCCCCACCACCUCGACGCCGAGCCCCUGCCUCGGGUCGUCGUCCACCCGUCGCCUCGCCGGCGCCGCGCCGCCGACCCGCGCCACCUCGUCCGCGUCGCGCUCGUCCCCAUCGUCGAUCUGCCUCGCCGGACCACCCGAGCCCGGUGCCCUCCCCGACCGGCCCCUUGUGAGCUGCGCCCCCUCUCCCGCUCUCUGCCUCCCCAUGUCGUUCGUAGUGCACGCGGAUGCGCCGCGCACGACGCGGCCCUGCGCGCUGCUGCACGUCCACGGCCUCCCGUCGUGCUCACCCCCCGUCUUGGCCUCGCCCUGCACCACUGGGCCGCGCACGCCUCCCCGCCUCCGCUGCUCGCCCCCACGCACGUCGACGCGUCACUGCCCCGCGCUGGCCGCACCGCGGUCGGCCUCUGCCGUGGCCGGCGUUGCCGCCCCUGGUGGCCUCAGGCGCACACGGGCGCCCACGCCCGCACCCGUUUCGCCCGCUCCGUUAGGCCCCUCUAG